CUGUUGAACUAUUUGUGUACUGCAGACUUUUUGUGGUUACGUGAUUUUGGAAGCACUCAAAGAAACCGCAGAAAAAAUGUUGCGAAACGUUCGUUCCUGCAAUUCUCUUUUGGCUCGUUGCUACUCCCAGGGGGCUGGAGCUGCAAAACCAACUGGUAGCAGCGCAGCAGGCACAACCCCCAAUGUGACUGGUCUAAGCUCCAAUUGUGUGAAGCCCACAACCGGACCAGUUGGUUUUAUGGGCGCUUCAGCUGAUAAUCCACAUUACAAAGUUCCAGAAUAUUUCUCCUUCAAUCGUUUCUCCUACCACGAAGCAGAAGUUGAAAUGGCCAAAUAUCGUUGUCCUCAACCAUCCGCAUUGAAAAAGAACUAAACGCAGUUACAGUUUGUUAAAGCUUUAAAUAAAUUAAAAGAAAAAUAACACACAAUGUGAAAAAGAAAUAA
Molecule: messenger RNA, 444 nt
Organism: Musca domestica (house fly)
Lineage: Eukaryota; Metazoa; Arthropoda; Insecta; Diptera; Muscidae
Gene: NdufV3
Exons: 1
Coding region: 77-373 (98 amino acids)
Cellular component (GO): mitochondrion
Source: RefSeq, a predicted model, not a curated record